UGCCGGGUAUUCGCGAAAUAGACAGGGCGUUGAAAACCCCCUCCCCUGAAAAGAACAACAAUAACAACAACAACAAUCCAGAGUUCGCGAUCGAGAGUUAAGUCCUUCGCCGGUGCAGGUUUAUUUUUUAUUUUUUCACCCCCCCCCCCAAAUUCUUUAUCACUGUGGUCUGUGGGAACUCAGACCGUCACCAACUGCCACCAAAGCAAUGCCCGAGACAACGCAAGAGACGUGCGCUCCGGCGAAGGACUCGCCUUUCUUCAUUAGGAACUUGCUCAACUGUGAUACCAAGCCGUCCAGGCCGAAGCCGAUCUUCGCCGCAGCCAAGGCGGCGUUGGACGGAGGUCUCCCGCUCUCCCAAGCCGGGGAAUUCAACUUUCAACGCUUCGAGCUGCCGGCUCAGAGGCUUGCCCUGCCGGCGCACUACCUGGAGCGCGCCUCGGCAUGGUGGUACCCCUACACGCUACACCGAGCGGAAGUUGCCGAGAGGGCAAACGCCCGGGACUCAUCUCCGACGUCGGGCACGGACAGGGACUCGCCGGACCUGGCGCUAAAGUCCGACCCGGACGUCAAGGACGAGGAGGACAACAAAAGCGGCGACGAGAUAAUCCUGGAAGAGAGCGACUCAGAGGAGAACAAGAAGGACGACGACGGCGCGGACGGUUGGAAGAAGCGGGAGGGGGCGGAGGAGGAGGGGGCCAACGCGGACAAGAAGCCGUGUCGCAAGAAGAAGACGCGCACCGUCUUCUCCCGCAGCCAGGUGUUCCAGCUGGAGUCCACCUUCGACAUGAAGCGGUACCUGAGCAGCUCCGAGCGCGCAGGCCUGGCCGCCUCGCUGCAUCUGACGGAGACCCAGGUGAAGAUCUGGUUUCAGAACCGCAGGAACAAGUGGAAGAGGCAGCUGGCCGCCGAGCUCGAGGCCGCCAACCUCAGCCACGCCGCGGCGCAGAGGAUCGUGCGCGUGCCCAUCCUCUAUCACGAGAACUCGGCCGCGGAGAGCGCCGGCGCGGCGGCCAACGUGCCGGCGAGCCAGCCGCUGCUCACCUUUCCCCAUCCGGUCUACUACUCCCACCCCAUCGUCACGUCGGUGCCGCUUCUCAGACCGGUCUGA
Lampris incognitus (smalleye Pacific opah) is the source of this 1111-nucleotide messenger RNA. RefSeq names its product H6 family homeobox 3a (gene hmx3a). Gene Ontology annotation, biological process: regulation of transcription by RNA polymerase II. Gene Ontology annotation, cellular component: nucleus. NCBI's taxonomy places the organism in Eukaryota, Metazoa, Chordata, Actinopteri, Lampriformes, Lampridae. Bases 209 to 1111 code for a protein of 300 amino acids. The record is from RefSeq and is a predicted model, not a curated record. Gene Ontology annotation, molecular function: RNA polymerase II transcription regulatory region sequence-specific DNA binding; DNA-binding transcription factor activity, RNA polymerase II-specific. The transcript has 2 exons.